Molecule: messenger RNA, 2472 nt
Organism: Dunckerocampus dactyliophorus (ringed pipefish)
Lineage: Eukaryota; Metazoa; Chordata; Actinopteri; Syngnathiformes; Syngnathidae
Gene: mppe1
Product: metallophosphoesterase 1
Exons: 9
Coding region: 242-1267 (341 amino acids)
Biological process (GO): GPI anchor biosynthetic process; endoplasmic reticulum to Golgi vesicle-mediated transport
Cellular component (GO): endoplasmic reticulum-Golgi intermediate compartment
Molecular function (GO): phosphoric diester hydrolase activity
Source: RefSeq, a predicted model, not a curated record
UGUGGAUGCAGCUUGACAAGCGGAGCCGCGCAGAGCUCGCCUCGACUGGCUGCGUCUGUCUCCGUCGACGGACUGUCGUUUUGAUUCUCUCUCAACUUUGCCGCCAUGACCAUCACCCGGCCGGGGACGUGAAGAAGAAUACGAAAGAGGUGGAGGAGAAUGUGAAGAAGAAGAUGCCUGAUGGGUCGUUCCAUCACCGCCAGUGCGCCAGUUGGGGGGUCGUCAGCACCAUAACAAAGCCAUGCCGAGGUUCAGCGUCAAAUGGGGGCUCGCCGUCUUGCUGAUGCUGCUGGUCGGCGGCGUCUUCUUCUUCUGCGAGUAUCUCAUCUACUUCCCCACCAUCCUUAAGUGCGCCUGGCCCAGGAUUGAACAUGCACGCGGCGGGGAGGACUCACCCCCGGUCCGCGCCAUGGUGCUGUCGGACACGCACCUCCUGGGAGCCGUGGGGGGCCACUGGUUCGACAAGCUGAGGAGGGAAUGGCAGAUGGAGAGAGCUUUCCAGACAGCCGUGUGGCUCCUCAGGCCCGAGGUGGUCUUCAUCCUGGGGGACAUCUUCGACGAGGGCAAGUGGAGCUCCCAGAAGCACUGGGAGGAUGACGUGCGUCGGUUCCACAGGAUGUUCAGACACUCCAGCAACACAGAGUUGGUUGUACUGGUUGGUAACCACGAUAUCGGCUUCCAUUACGAGAUGGACUGGUUAAAGCUGCAGCGCUUUGAGAAGGUCUUCAAUGCCUCAUCCACCAGGAUCGUCACCAAAAACGGAGUCAAUUUCCUGCUGGUGAACAGCGUGGCCCUGCACGGUGACGGCUGCCCCAUCUGCCAGGCUGUGGAGAAGGAGCUCAUCAAACUGUCCAGAGACCUCAACUGUUCUCUUAGUCAGAGCCCACAGUCCAGCACCGCCACGGCGGUGGACAACUGUGAGGGCGCGCAGGUGUAUCCCCCCACACCCCCCAUCAUGUUACAGCACUACCCGCUGUACAGAGUGAGCGACGCAGGCUGCACAGGCACAGACGCUGCGCUGCCUGGAGAGCGACACCUUCUGUUCAGGGAGAAGUAUGAUGUGCUGUCAAAGGAAGCCUCCCAGAGGCUGCUGCAGUGGUUUAAGCCCCGCCUCAUCCUGAGUGGCCACACCCACAGCGGAUGCGAGGUCCUCCAUGACAACAAGUACCCAGAAAUUAGCGUGCCAUCCUUCAGCUGGAGGAACCGUAACAAUCCCAGCUUCAUCCUGGCCACAACAUUAGGUACAGAGGUGUGUGAUACUAGGUGACCAGCAGGGGUGUAACGAUUCAUUCACUAUUCAACUACAUCGAUCGGGGUUCUCAAGUUUCCACUCAGGAGGACAUGUGCUGUAUUCAUAUCCAUCUAACAUCGUUUAAAAGGUAAUCAAUCGAAUGAAUCGAUACUAGGAAAUUAUCUGUUUUCUCUCCUGGUUUGGUCUCAUCAUUAUCAAAACUUAUUAUCAUAAACCCACCACACCACGGUAUCCCGUUCAGUGUCUGUGUUAAGCGCGUCAUCAAGAUGGAGGACCCAUCGCGACCCUCUCAGCGGCAAAAGGUACAAGGAGGCCACAUUACUUGCUAGUUGCUGAACCGUUCUUUCAAAUGGCUGCUCUGAUCAGGACGAUUAUCAGCACGAAAAAGCCCCUUCUUCCAUCGGCCCGUACAGGUGAGAACGUUUCAACACCUAAUUUUUUAAUCUUAAGCAUGUCAGCAUUAUUAAUAAUUUACAAUAAUUUCCUUUACAAAAAACAACAGGAAUCUAGGAAACUUCACCUGCACUGUCCAGUAUCCAGGUAUUUAUUUCACAGUCACACUGGUUGAAUUGUUGGCUAAAAAGUUACUGAAUCGAUUUAAAGUUAAUGAAUAGUUUCGGAUCGUAUCGUUCUAAAUUAACCAAUAUCGUCUUUGAGUCUUAUCGGCAACCACGAAUCGUGAUACGAAUCGAAUCGUUAUUAAAACAAAUCGUUACACCCCUGGUGACCAGAGUCAUUAUGAUUAGCAUGAGCAAUUACAAUUAAAAAAAUAAUAAUUAUCUGCAAAUAACUAUUACUUUCUUUGUACAAGUUGUAGUAUGUUUUUUUAAUUAUUCUACUAAUUUCUAUUUUUUCAUAUGAAAUGGUAUACUGUGGAAUAUGUUUUGUCAUAUUAACAAUGAUACCUCAUUAAAAUAUAGACAGUACUAAAAUAAAACGAGGUGCAGCCUACAUGUACCAUGAUGCAUUGCUGCCUCGCCUCUGACACUAAAGCCCGCCCCGAUAGUGACGUUGUGUCACAAUGGCUGACAUAAACACAAUGUUGUCACGAACAUGUAUUUAAACAUCGGACUGGAAGCAAAAUACUAGAAACUGCCUUUUUAAACUCGUCUAUAUUCAUAAUGUUCACAGACAUGUUUCAGCGAUUAAGAUGCUAACCCGUUAAAUGACUGAGAAUAUUCACAGGCUGUUUGGACUCUCCACCCCCACCCCCCCACCCC